AAACCAUUCAAUUUGUUACUUUUAGCACUAGUUGUUAAGGAAGGGCAUCAAUAAACUUGUGUUAGUUUGCCAUUGCUAUCUAUUAGGUUUCCACUUUCCAUCUAUGGCUUUCUGCUACUGAAAUCUUCAAUGUUGUUUCAUAGAACCAAAGAAAACAGAGUUCUGUGCGAUAUCGUAGUUAUUACAGUUAUUGGUUAACAUGCUGAGAUCAGCUUUCACUCCCAUAUUCACGACCUUUCCCUCCAACACCAAGCCUCCCAUGCUGGCGCGCACGAUAAUCAACGCAGUAACGAAAUCCCCAGAAACUGUUCGACGAAAUGCCUCAAUCGAUUUUCCAACCCUGCAUAAGCUCCCCCCAACGUCAGCUUACGUUCACCUCCCAUUCUGCCGGAAGCGCUGCCACUACUGCGACUUCCCCAUCCUAGCCCUCGGCGCCUCCUCUUCCCGGCCAGAUGAUGACCCGCGAAUUGUCGACUACGUUGAACUCAUUUGCAGAGAAAUUAAGGCCACCCCGGUAAACUCAAACACCAAUCCGCCUCUCGAAACUGUCUUUUUCGGUGGCGGGACACCUUCUCUCGUGCCCCCUCGGCUGGUUUCGUUAGUCCUGGACGCAUUGAAUUCAAAAUUCGGGUUGUGCUGCGGUGCUGAAAUAUCAAUGGAGAUGGACCCGGGAACAUUUGGCGCUGUGAAGUUGAAGGAGAUGAUGAAGUUGGGAGUGAACAGAGUGUCUUUGGGAGUUCAGGCCUUUCAGGAGGAGCUGCUGAAAGCUUGUGGUAGAGCUCACGGUUUGAAGGAGGUUCAUGAGGCUAUAGAGACUGUUGGGUUAUGCGGGGUUGAGAAUUGGAGCAUGGAUCUCAUAUCGUCUCUUCCGCUUCAGACACCACAAAUGUGGGAAGAAAGCUUGAGGCGCACCAUUGAAGUGCAGCCUACUCAUGUUUCAGUAUAUGAUUUACAAGUUGAACAAGGCACCAAAUUUGGGAUACUGUAUACUCCUGGAGAGUUCCCCUUGCCUUCUGAAAACCAAUCUGCCGAGUUUUAUAGAAUGGCUUCUAAGAUGCUAUCUGAAGCUGGUUUUGACCAUUAUGAGAUCAGUAGCUACUGCAAGACUGGUUACAAGUGCAAGCACAACUUUACAUACUGGGAAAACAAACCUUUCUAUGCUUUUGGACUCGGGGCAGCCAGUUUCCUCAACGGAUCAAGGUUUUCCAGGCCAAGGAAGCUCAAAGACUACACAGGAUAUGUGCAGAGUUUAGAGGCUGGAACAGUAAAUUGCUUUGGGAACAAUAAUGUGGAUCCUCAGGACAUAGCCAUGGAUGUUGUCAUGCUCUCGCUGAGAACUGCAAGGGGUUUGGAUUUGAAGUCUUUUGGUGAAGCCUUUGGUAGCUCAACUGUUCUCUCCCUUUGUGAUGUCUAUAAACCAUAUAUGGAAAGUGGCCAUAUACUGUGCUUGGAUGAGCAGAGGAGAAACAUUACAGCAGAUGAAUUCAGUACUUUGUUAACUGAUAAGUGCAAGAUCAAAGACAAACUUGCUUUCAUUCGUCUCAGUGACCCUGAUGGUUUUUUACUAUCCAAUGAGUUGAUAUCUCUCGCGUUUCGUGCUAUAUCUCCUGACUGAGUGCUUCUAGUCUUUUUGGAGUGCAUAAAAGAGUAAUACUUCAGGUACUCUCAAAAGUUAAAAACUUUAAUGUGACAUACUAUGAUUAAUUGAUUAUACUUUGAUGAAAA
Molecule: messenger RNA, 1725 nt
Organism: Ipomoea nil (Japanese morning glory)
Lineage: Eukaryota; Viridiplantae; Streptophyta; Magnoliopsida; Solanales; Convolvulaceae
Product: oxygen-independent coproporphyrinogen-III oxidase-like protein sll1917
Exons: 2
Coding region: 200-1615 (471 amino acids)
Biological process (GO): porphyrin-containing compound biosynthetic process
Cellular component (GO): cytoplasm
Molecular function (GO): coproporphyrinogen oxidase activity; 4 iron, 4 sulfur cluster binding
Source: RefSeq, a predicted model, not a curated record